Messenger RNA from Aspergillus ibericus CBS 121593, 648 nucleotides. RefSeq lists its product as uncharacterized. Bases 196 to 597 code for a protein of 133 amino acids. The record is from RefSeq and is a predicted model, not a curated record. The transcript is spliced from 2 exons. NCBI's taxonomy places the organism in Eukaryota, Fungi, Ascomycota, Eurotiomycetes, Eurotiales, Aspergillaceae.
AGGAAGAGCUCUCGGAUGAGGCCGAGCUGGACCCUGUCGGCUGAGUUGAUCUGGCCCCCGUCGAUCGGUCGAUCCGGACCACAGCCGAAGCACGCUACCUGGCAGUACUAGUACCAGCUUGUGACCCCCCACAAGCUUAUAUCAGACGCGCCUCCAUUCCUUUUCAAACACCUGUCCUCUCCUUCCCAUCCCAGCAUGGCCAUCCACCCGGACUUUUUGGACCGCCCCGAAACCCGCAUCAUCCGGGAGCUGAUCGACAACCCCAAUGCCGUGCCAGCCGCGGUCGUACAGCAAAUCAUCCAGCUCAGCCAAAUCCAUGUGAAUGCCGGCGAUGAGGAAGAGAUUAGCAGUCAUGUCUACUACACUUCCACCGUGGUGGUAGAACUGACGGACCUGGUUCCUCCCUCCCAGCAAACCAAGCUCGUGGAGUUUCUCGUCCAGCUACAACGAAUUCCCAUCCUGGAUCCCAGGACUGGCGAAGAGGCCACGGUGAUCGAGGGUCUCAAACAAUGGAGUGAUCUCCCGUUAUUUGGCGUGCAUGUUUCCGAUGAAAUGAAUCUGGAUUACUGGGGGCCCCAGUCUCCUGCAAAGCUCUGAGAAUGGGAGAAUCGGGUGGGGUUUGUGGCCCAGGUCACGACGGCGUCCGAG